AUGCCAGACAGUCCCAUAAACCCUCACACCACGCAUCUCCACCCCUCCUCUCCUCCAUCAGACAAACCAUGGCGAGAAACUCCCCUCAUCGAAAGCCCCAAACUCUCUCUCGCAGCAGGCUGUAGAAUCCUCCUGAAACUCGAAAACCUCCAACCCUCAGGCUCCUUCAAAAUCCGCGGUCUAGGCAACCUCGUCCUCAAAUCUAGCAGAAGCACCUCCACCUCCGCCUCCGCAUCAUCAACAUCAAAACCCACGCACUUUUUCUCCUCCUCCGGCGGAAACGCCGGUCUUGCAGCCGUUCUCGCAGCCCAAUUCGUCCAGCGACCAUGUACAGUCGUGGUACCGCUGAGCACGUCUGCGAUGAUGAUUGAGAAGAUUCGACAAGCUGGGGCGAGGGAAGUGGUGCAAGAAGGGAAGAGUUGGAAAGAAUGUGAUGCGUAUUUGCGAGAGGUGGUGAUGGCGCGGGAGACGGGAGAGGAAGAAAUUGGGGUGUAUGUUCCGCCUUUUGAUCAUCCGGAUAUUUGGGAGGGGAAUGGGAGCUUGGUGGAGGAGAUUGGGAGGCAGAUGGGCGUAGAAAAAGGAGGAAAGGGCCCAGACUGGAUCAUCUGUUCAGUAGGUGGAGGCGGGCUGUUCUGCGGCAUCAUAGAAGGCGUCCAAAAGGCAGGCUGGGAGAAAACCACCAAAGUCCUCGCCGUAGAAACCUCCGGCGCAGACUCCUUGAAUCAAAGCCUACGCGCCGGGAAACCCAUCACCCUCGAAGCAAUCACAUCCAUUGCCACCAGCCUCGGCGCCGUACGGGUCGGCAAUCACACCUUCGACCUCGCCCACCACGGCGUCCAAAACGGCACCGUCAAAACCACCGUCCUGACCGACGCCGAAGCCGCCCUGGGCAGUUGGAAAUUGCUCCAAGACGAAAACGAAACUUACCUCGUCGAAGCCGCUUGUGGUGUCAAUAUCGCUCUGUGCUACGGUGGGAGGUUGGAACAGGCAUUGGGGAGGAAACCACGCCCGGAUGAGACGGUGGUGAUUGUGGUGUGUGGGGGGUCGAAUGUUUCGAGGGAUAUGGUGGAGGGGUGGAAGGGGGAGUAUGGUUUGGAUAUGUUGUAAGUUGUAAUUCAGGGAAAUAAUGAAGAUAUGGAUGUACUGGGGAGCUACAUGCACAUUUACAUCUUUCUCUGGGUAGGAGCCAAG
Messenger RNA from Sphaerulina musiva SO2202, 1191 nucleotides. RefSeq names its product tryptophan synthase beta subunit-like PLP-dependent enzyme. Gene Ontology annotation, molecular function: pyridoxal phosphate binding; threonine deaminase activity; L-serine ammonia-lyase activity. Gene Ontology annotation, biological process: L-threonine catabolic process; L-serine catabolic process. Bases 1 to 1107 code for a protein of 368 amino acids. The transcript is spliced from 2 exons. Lineage: Eukaryota; Fungi; Ascomycota; Dothideomycetes; Mycosphaerellales; Mycosphaerellaceae. The record is from RefSeq and is a predicted model, not a curated record.